This is a messenger RNA of Haemonchus placei, 231 nucleotides long. The record is from the annotation of a GenBank genome assembly. Lineage: Eukaryota; Metazoa; Nematoda; Chromadorea; Rhabditida; Trichostrongylidae.
AUGUAUGUAUUUAGGAAAAACGUUGGUCAACCAGAGAUUUCGAGUGCGGAAAUCGAUUUUGAACCAUCGGAUUCAGAGCAUUGGGACAGCGACAGCGACAACGUUCUGGAUCCGCAUGAAUACGAUAGCAGUGAAGAUGAAGAUGGCAAUGAUUCACUAGAAGAAUGUGACGAAUCAGAUGGACUAGAGGAUGACACCGGUGAUUGCGAGGUACGGUAUCAAAUUUUAUGA